AUGUCGCUUCGCCGGCCGUCUGCUCCCAUGGCGCCGGCCUUUAUGGUGUCUGCUCCAGGCAAGGUGAUUGUCUUUGGAGAGCACUCCGUUGUCUAUGGCAAGGCUGCCAUUGCCGCUGCCAUCGCUCUACGAUCCUAUCUCCAUGUCACAACGCUGUCGAAAUCAAAACACACCGUUUCGCUUCGUUUCCCCGACAUCGACCUCACUCACACCUGGGAUAUUGACAACCUCCCUUGGGCAGCGUUCCACCACCCAGACAAGAAAAAGUCGUACUACUCCCUGGUCACGGAGCUUGACAACGAUCUACUGGCCGCUCUGCAACCACACAUUGACGAGGUCUCUCCGGACCGACCAGAAGAGAUUCGAAAAGUCCACCGAAGCUCUGCCACCGCGUUCCUCUACCUCUUCCUUUCUCUGGGGUCACCGCGCUUCCCAGGAUGCCUCUAUACUCUGCGGUCUACAAUUCCCAUUUCGGCUGGCCUUGGUAGCAGUGCUUCCAUCUCCGUCUGUCUAGCCGCCUCCCUCCUCCUUCAACUACGGACGCUCUCUGGCCCCCAUCCAGACCAGCCUUCAGAGGAGGCCCGUAUCCAGAUCGAACGUAUCAACCGCUGGGCUUUUGUGUCAGAGAUGUGCAUUCAUGGAAACCCUUCGGGAGUCGAUAAUACUGUAGCCUGCCAAGGUAAGGCUGUAGUGUUCCAACGAACAGACUACAGCAAACCUCCAUCAGUUCGCCCACUAUGGGACUUCCCCGAGCUGCCUCUGCUCCUCGUGGAUACAAAGCAAGCCAAGUCUACGGCGCAUGAAGUGGCCAAGGUUGGAAAGCUGAACAAGACACACCCUAAGCUUGUGGGCACAAUUUUAGAUGCCAUGCACAACGUUACCGAAGCUGCUUCUGAACUCAUCGAGGACAAGAGCUUUGACCCCAAGGAGGAGGAAAGCCUGCGGAAGGUCGGCGAGCUGAUGACAAUCAACCACGGCCUUCUGAACUCGCUGGGCGUGUCUCAUCCUAGGCUGGAGAGAGUGCGUGAAUUGGUCGACCAUGAGGGAAUCGGAUGGACUAAACUCACUGGCGCUGGAGGCGGUGGCUGUUCCAUCACUCUGCUGAAGCCGGAUGUGCCAAAGGAGAAGCUCGCUACUCUAGAGAGCCGCUUUGAAGCCGAAGGCUACCAGAAGUUUGGCACUACCCUCGGUGGUGAUGGCGUGGGUGUCCUGUGGCCGGCUGUCCUGAAGAACGGCCUCGACGAAGACGACGAAGGCGGCAUGGAGAUUGACGUGGACCUGUUCCUCAACGCUAAAGGAACUGAGGGCGUUGAGCAGCUUGUCGGCGUUCACGGUGACGGUGGAGAGAGAGAGGGGUGGAAGUUUUGGCGAGUGGAAAGCGAGUAG
This is a messenger RNA of Trichoderma virens Gv29-8, 1386 nucleotides long. RefSeq lists its product as uncharacterized. The coding region runs from base 1 to 1386 and encodes 461 amino acids. Gene Ontology annotation, cellular component: cytoplasm. The transcript is spliced from 2 exons. Gene Ontology annotation, molecular function: ATP binding; mevalonate kinase activity. NCBI's taxonomy places the organism in Eukaryota, Fungi, Ascomycota, Sordariomycetes, Hypocreales, Hypocreaceae. Gene Ontology annotation, biological process: isoprenoid biosynthetic process; ergosterol biosynthetic process. The record is from RefSeq and is a predicted model, not a curated record.